UGGUUGGCCGGGACGGAGAGCCCUGGGAGGGGUCGAGCCGGCAGGGGAGGAGCCGAGAGGGAGUGGGCGGUGCUGGGUCGCGCCGGGCCUGGGGCCGAGGCGGCGCGGCGCUGACAGCUGAGUCGGCUCGCGGCCUCCCGCCCCCUCGGUGCCCGGCCCCGACCCAGGCCUGGCCUGCCCGGGAGCCAUGAGCCCCGGGCUGCUGCUGCUGCUCGGCAGCGCCGUCCUGGUUGCCUUCGGCCUCUUCUGCACCUUCGUGCACCGCGCUCGCAGCCGCUACGAGCACAUCCCCGGGCCGCCGAGGCCCAGUUUCCUUCUAGGACACCUUCCCUACUUUUGGAAAAAGGAUGAGGUUUGUGGCCGCAUGCUCCAAGAUGUGUUUUUGGAUUGGGCUAAGAAGUACGGACCCGUCGUGCGGGUCAAUGUCUUCCACAAAACCUCAGUCAUCGUCACGAGCCCCGAGUCGGUCAAGAAGUUCCUGAUGUCAACCAAGUACAACAAGGACUCCAAGAUGUACCACGCAAUCCAGACCGUGUUUGGCGAGAGACUGUUUGGCCAAGGUUUGGUGUCAGAAUGUGACUAUGAGCGCUGGCACAAGCAACGCAGGGUCAUGGACUUAGCCUUCAGCCGCAGCUCCCUGGUCAGCUUGAUGGAAACGUUCAACGAGAAGGCGGAGCAGCUGGUGGAGAUUCUGGAGGCCAAGGCAGAUGGGCAGACCCCUGUGUCCAUGCAGGACAUGCUGACCUGCACCACCAUGGACAUCCUGGCCAAGGCAGCUUUUGGGAUGGAGACAGGCAUGCUGUUGGGUGCCCAGAAGCCUCUGUCCCGGAAGGUGAAACUGAUCCUGGAGGGCAUCACUGCAUCUCGAAACACUCUGGCGAAGUUCAUGCCAGGAAAGUGGAAGAAACUCCGAGAGAUCCGGGAAAGCGUUCGCUUCCUGCGCCAGGUUGGCAAGGACUGGGUCCAGCGCCGCCGGGAGGCCCUGAAGCGGGGGGAGGACGUCCCCGCCGACAUCCUCACACAGAUCCUCAAAGCUGAAGAGGGGGCCCAGGAUGAUGAGAUCCUGCUGGACAACUUCGUCACCUUCUUCAUUGCUGGCCACGAGACCUCUGCCAAUCAUCUGGCAUUCACGGUGAUGGAGCUGUCUCGCCAGCCUGAGAUCUUGGCAAGGCUGCAGGCCGAGGUGGACGAAGUCAUCGGUUCUAAGAGGCACCUUGACUGUGACGACCUGGGGAGGCUGCAGUAUCUGUCCCAGGUUCUCAAAGAGUCGCUGAGGCUGUACCCGCCAGCAUGGGGCACCUUUCGCCUGCUGGAGGAGGAGACCUUGAUCGACGGGGUCCGAGUCCCCGGCAACACCCCGCUCCUGUUCAGCACCUACGUCAUGGGGCGUAUGGACACAUACUUUGAGGACCCACUGACUUUCAACCCCGAUCGCUUCAGCCCCAAAGCACCGAAGCCGAGGUUCACCUACUUCCCCUUCUCUCUGGGCCCCCGCUCCUGCAUCGGACAGCAGUUUGCUCAGAUGGAGGUGAAGGUGGUCAUGGCCAAGCUGCUGCAGAGGCUCGAGUUCCGGCUGGUGCCUGGACAGCGAUACGGGCUGCAGGAGCAGGCCACGCUCAAGCCGCUCGACCCUGUGCUGUGCACUCUGCGGCCCCGGGGCUGGCAGCCCGCACCCCCGCCACCCUGCUGAGCGGGCCUGGGGUGGAUGGGACUCCUCUGGCAAGGGCCGCACCCACACUCCUCUGCAACCCCGCUGCCAUCCACCCUGUUCUCCUGUCCCCUUCCUCAGGGGCACCCUCCAUGCUGGCUCCCAGCGGGCCCCCCUGCCAAUCACCACCUGCUUUCCUCCUCCCCCCUCCCCCCUCCCCCUUAAGCUCCCGGUCCAGUGCUAACUCCACGCCCUUCCUGGACCGCCCCCCCCCCCCCCCGCCCCUGAACCUAACUUCCAGCUGCGCCCCAGAUGUGCUAUCUCUUACCCCCACCUCCCUGCACAGGCCACUCCCCCUGCCACACACCCUAACUCUUGCUCACUUCCUAAAACCCUCUUCAGGUGUCACCUCUUCCAGGAAGCCCUCCCUGCCACCCCCGGUGGGGCCAGGGGCCCCUCCUCUGUGCUCCCUUGGUCACCUGUGCUACCUCUAACACCACACUGACCACACUGUAUUGUGAGUGUCCUUUGAUGUGACCAGCUGCCCUGCCAGGCUGUGAGUGCCUCGUGGGCCAGGUCUGUGUAUGAUUCGUCUCCGAGCCGCCCUGGCCUGGCACAGAGCCGAUGCUCAAAUAAAUAUGUGUUGACUGCA
Molecule: messenger RNA, 2300 nt
Organism: Acinonyx jubatus (cheetah)
Lineage: Eukaryota; Metazoa; Chordata; Mammalia; Carnivora; Felidae
Product: cholesterol 24-hydroxylase
Exons: 15
Coding region: 188-1690 (500 amino acids)
Biological process (GO): cholesterol catabolic process
Molecular function (GO): heme binding; iron ion binding; cholesterol 24-hydroxylase activity
Source: RefSeq, a predicted model, not a curated record